AUGUCAGUUUACCAAAAAACCGUUACUCAUGCACCAGCAACUUUAAACAAAGCAAAUCAAGUCGAUGACGAUGAUGAUUUCGAAACUGAUCCAGAUUACGUUAAUGAUAUUAGCGAAAAAGAUACUCGUUGGGGUUCUAAAAUCAUUGGUACUGAUAAAGGUAACGGAAAAGAUAUGGAAGAAAUUAGAUCAAAUGCAUUCAAUAAACAUCAAACUAUAACCCAAGAAGAAUAUGAAAAUAAGAAAAUGCUUUAUGGUGGUGAUCGUGCUGCACAAAAUAAAAAAGAUUAA
This is a messenger RNA of Dictyostelium discoideum AX4, 291 nucleotides long. RefSeq lists its product as hypothetical. The transcript has 4 exons. Lineage: Eukaryota; Evosea; Eumycetozoa; Dictyosteliales; Dictyosteliaceae. Bases 1 to 291 code for a protein of 96 amino acids. The record is from RefSeq and is a predicted model, not a curated record.